UAUGGAUAGUAAGUAAAAUAAAUAGAAGCCUCAUAAAACUAAGACUAUGUCAAAUAAGGAAAUAUAUAGAAUUUUAGCAUUUGAGUUUUAAUAAUAGGAUUCAUUAGGAAUUAAAAUUGAUUUAAUUGCAGAAAUGGUGAGUUCUUUAUUCUAUCCAAAUGAUUAAAAUGGAGAAGCUAAACAGAAUUUCAAAAAUUUGAUUACCUAAUCAUUUAAAAGUCAUUGUUAUAAGGAUGAGAUAAAUGAAGAAUCAUUUUGUAAUGCUAUGAAUUCAGUUGAAAAAUAUAUUAAUGAAGAAACUACAGAUAGAUUUCUAUAAAAGAUAUUUAAAAGACAUGAUUCUGAUAAAGAUGGCUUUUUGAAUCAAUAAGGUAUUAUGAUUUAAAAGUAUAUGUUAGAAUUUAUAUUUUUAAUGAAGAAUUAUAAAGAUAGUCAUUUAACUGAAGCAGAUAUGUUAGCUAUAUAUAAUAGAAUGUCAUAAGGUGAUCCUAAAGGAGUUAGUUAUGAUAAUUUCAAAAAAUAUUCAUUGUGA
Paramecium pentaurelia is the source of this 532-nucleotide messenger RNA. The record is from the annotation of a GenBank genome assembly. Lineage: Eukaryota; Ciliophora; Oligohymenophorea; Peniculida; Parameciidae.